AACUUUGACAAAUCCAUUGGGGGGAAAUACAACAAUAUGGGUAUAGGUGCAUUGUGUACGGUCAGCUGAUGAUGACAGAUAUCGGACCGGUUGACAAGUGGAGGUUAUCAUAUCGUCGGUGCACAAGAAUAGUGACACAACUCAAAAAUUGGCAUUUUCGAGAUUAUUAUGAAAAUGCAUUGCAAAAUACCCAUAUUUUCAUAUUCAAGAACGACAUUUUUGAUUUUUCCAAAAAUCUCCACAAGAUAGCUGUAGUGUCGUUAUUCCCUUAUCGCAUAAUCGCUAGUUGGUAAUCUUGAAAAGCGACACAAAUCUAGUUGUGUUCUGUCCGCCAAAUUGACAUCAUCAUUUAUUUUCAAAUACAACGACACAAAUCUAAAUGUGACACUUUUUAUAAAAUUAUCAACAAUCGUUACUUUGAACAGUGACACAAUUCAAAAUAGGUCACUAUUGUUGAACAAAUCAAGUUAAAAAACAUGACAUCUGCUGGAAGGUUGAGAUUACUUAUGAAGUUGGUGAAGGUUAAACAAGAUGAACCCAAUCUGACUACUGAUGUAGUUGAUAAAACUACUUUGUACGAAGUAAAAAAUGACGAAAAGUCUCAAUUAUUGCCUAUAGAAAAUGCAUUUGUCAACCCUACAUCUUCUGACGAGUUCAUUACUUUAGAAAAUGUACCACCUUCAUAUUUUGAACAGAAUCACGAAGAUAAUGCCGUAUUAGAGUACAAUGAAAUAACCAUUAUUGAAGAGGCAGAUACGCCAUCAACACAGGCUAUCAACAACAUAGAAGGCAGCCUAAGUGAUUGCGUAAUGUCUGAAAAUGAAUCUGAAGAAUAUAACUAUACAGAUGACAGUGAUUUAGAUCCAGACUAUGAUGGCGGUGAGAAUUCCAGUUCAUCGUCGACGUCAAGUGAUGAAGUUCCCGACGAAGAGGCACACUGUGAAGAGAAAUCCAGUUCAUUGUCGACGUCACGUGAUGAAGUUCCCGACGAAGAGACACACUGUGAAGUUGAAGAAAGAAGAGGGAAAAAACGAAAGGCCAAACCAGAGCUGUGGACUAAAUCAAUUAGGAAAGCAUGCAGAAACCAUGGGAAAAAAUACACGUAUCUCAAUUCUAAAAAAGAAAUCAAGGUUGUUGAAGAUAAAGUAAUGGGGCCACCAUGCAAAGACAGCUGCACCCUUAAUUGCAAAACAAAAAUCACCGAAGACCAACGAUUAACCAUUUUUACUGAUUAUUGGGCACUAGGCGAUUUACAGAGACAACGUAACUUUCUGUUAUUAAGUAUGGAGUCAGUUGAGCCGAAGUAUAGGUAUGUUCGGGAGAACAACCAUAGACAGAGAAACAGUGCAUUUUAUUUUUCUGUUGAUGGUCAGAGGAUAAGAGUGUGCAAGACAUUUUUUAAAGCAACACUUUCCAUAUCUGACAGGCCAAUUAGAACAGUGUUAAACAAAAGCAAUGAUAAGACCAUCGGCAUGAUUGAUAUUGAAAAACGAGGAAAACAUGGCAAGCACAAAAAAAUUGAUGAAAGCAUUAAAGAAGCAGUUCGUCGUCACAUACAAUCCAUUCCUAGGAUGGAAAGCCACUACUGCCGAAAAGAUUCCGUUAGAGAAUAUUAUAUUGAAGGGGACAAGAAUCUAGCAGACUUACAUAGGGACUACCGUGAACAAAAUGAGGAGCCACAUGCUAACUAUCUUAUGUAUUCAAAAAUUUUCAAUACGGAAUUUAAUAUCGGAUUUCACCGCCCAAAAAAAGAUCAAUGCGAAGACUGCAUAAUGUAUCAAAAUGCUCCCGAAGAGGAAAAAAAUACACUGAAAGAUAAAUACGAUCGACAUCUGGUAGAAAAGGAAUUAUCUCGUGAAGAAAAAAAAGUUGAUAAAAAUAGCGAAAAUAAAAAUUUGAUUGUGGCAGUUUAUGACUUGGAGGCAGUUCUUCAAUGUCCUCGAGGAGAGGCAUCCGGUUUCUACUAUGUAUCCAAAAUUAAUGUAUUUAAUUUUACACUGUACGAACUGAAAUCAAAAAAUCCUGAUGUUUUUUGCUACUUAUGGGAUGAGACACAAGCAAAACGCGGAGCUAAUGAGAUUGGAACCUGCGUCCUAAAAUACAUCGAAUCAUUGAAGGACAGAGAAUCGGUCCAGCAUGGUGAGAAGUUAGACAUUAUAUUUUACAGUGACAACUGUUGUGGCCAGCAAAAAAAUCGAUUUAUGUUGUCUAUGUACCGCUAUGCUGUUGGAAAAUACUCGUAUAUAAAUUCCAUAACACACAAGUUUUUGGUCAAAGGACAUAGUCAAAAUGAGGGGGACUGUGUCCAUUCGGUAAUUGAACGUACUGUCAAAAAAAGUUUAAAAACAGGCCCAAUUUGCAUACCAGCGCAAUACAUUACGUUAAUUCGUGGUGCAAAAAAAACUGGAAGGCCUUACCAGGUCAAUGAAAUGAGUUACGACUCCUUCUUUGAUUUGAAAAAUUUGGCUGAACAAUCUUUAAUCGGAACCAAUCUGAAGGAUUCAAAUGGCGACAUCGUUAAAAUAACAAGUGUGUGUAUGUUUCGUUUUGAAAAGGAAAAUCCCCAAAAAUUUUUUUUUAAAACAUCUUAUUCGGAAAAGGAAUUUUGUGAGAUCCAUUUGAAAGAAAGACGAUCAAAAAACACAAGUACUAUCUGCAAUGAAUUAAAACAACUAUAUACUAUUAAAAUAGGGGCAGCAGCUAAAAAACCAGGUCUACUGAAGCUACUAGAGAAAAAUGUAAUACCAAAAUCAUUUGCAUUUUUUUAUGAAAAUUUGUAAUUUUUAAAUAAUAUUAAGACUUAAUAAUUAUAAUAAUUUUAAUUUAUGACGUUCCUAAAGUAUAGAACAAAUACAAGGCUGUUAUUUUUAUGUUUUAAUUACUUAAUUUAUAUAAUACUUACGAAGUUCCUAAGUAUAGAACAAGACUAAUUAUUUUUUUAUUAUUUUAUUUCUAGUGAGUUUUAUGAAUAUUUUAAAUGUAUAAUAUAAAAAUGUUAUAUUUUGUAUUUUAUAAUUUUAUAGAUCAUUUAAUGAUCUAAGUUAAAUACCAAAGCAAGGUUGUGUAUCUUAUAUUAUAUGUUAUUUCCGUUGUACAAUAAAGGGUUGUUUUUGUAUGAAUUUAUUAAUGGCAUUGUUAUUAAUAUUAUUCCUAUUAUUAUGAUAAAAUAUCAUUAGGUGGUGAUAUAAUA
Molecule: messenger RNA, 3190 nt
Organism: Daktulosphaira vitifoliae (grape phylloxera)
Lineage: Eukaryota; Metazoa; Arthropoda; Insecta; Hemiptera; Phylloxeridae
Exons: 3
Coding region: 477-2780 (767 amino acids)
Source: RefSeq, a predicted model, not a curated record